GAAACAAACAAAACAUGGACUUUCCACCUCAGCUAGUCUACAUUUGUGCCUCACUUGCACAAGUCACAAUUUCAUUUUUCUCUUUUGUUUCUGUUGAUUAAGUCUGGCACCUGACAUUAAGAUGCUUUGUACUGUUAUCCUCCUCUUGGCAUUAACAGGACUGUGCCAAUCUACUCUAAUCAGCAAGAGUCACAAAGGAGAUAAUCCUCUGCUGCAGUACGUGGUGAAUAACUCUCUGAGAGAACACCCUGUGCUGACCAAACUACGACUGAGAACUAUGAGUGACCCCUGGUACCUGAUGAUGGUGGCAUCUGAACAGGCUCAGCUUAUGGCUAAUCUUGCCAAACUAAUAAAAUCCAAUAAAACUAUUGAGAUUGGGAUGUACACAGGAUACAACGCCUUAAAUUUGGCUCUGGUAGUUCCUGAGAAUGGACGCGUGGUGGCCUGUGAAAUUAAUGAGGAAUAUGUGGAAAUAGCCAAGCCAUUUUUUAUAGAGGCUGGAGUGGAGGAUAAAAUAGAUAUCCAUAUUAAACCUGCAGUUGACACCUUGGAUGAACUCCUAAGUGCUGGCGAAGCUGGGACAUAUGACUUUGUGUUCAUUGACGCUGACAAGAAGAAUUAUGACACGUACUAUGAAAAGUCACUCCAGCUUGUUAGAAAGGGUGGCAUUGUAGCUAUCGAUAAUGUUCUCUGGGGUGGUAAGGUCAUCAACCCAGCUGAAGAUGACCUUUCUUCGCAGACCAUAGACAAACUCAACAAGAAGUUAUACAAAGAUGAGCGGAUUGAUCUCAGUAUGCUCACUGUUGGAGAUGGCCUGACACUGGCCAUCAAAAGAUAACCCAGAU
Pimephales promelas (fathead minnow) is the source of this 845-nucleotide messenger RNA. RefSeq names its product catechol-O-methyltransferase domain containing 1a (gene comtd1a). The record is from RefSeq and is a predicted model, not a curated record. Lineage: Eukaryota; Metazoa; Chordata; Actinopteri; Cypriniformes; Leuciscidae. Gene Ontology annotation, molecular function: S-adenosylmethionine-dependent methyltransferase activity; O-methyltransferase activity.